UCUUCUUCCGAGUGAAAUUCCACUCUUCUUCUUUCUCAGUGAAAAUAUGGUUGAACCGGCGGUAACAUUUUAAUUUACUUUCUUCCACUUUAGCGACAAAUGCUUCUUCCUUCCACUCUUCUUCUUCUUCUUCUUCUUCUUCUGCGUAACUGAGAUUCCAUCAUCUCAAACAAACAAACGAAGUCUAAUCAUCUUAUCGCAGGUCAGCAACCCUAUUCUCAAAUUCUAUCUCUGUAAUUCAUUCAAUCAAUUUCUAUGUGAAAUUCAAAUUCUAUUAUUUCCCUAUAUCAUUUCAGUUUUCAUUCAAAUUCAUUAGAACAACACAUGCUAUUGCUCAUUAGGUUUAGGGUUUGCAAGAGUUGAUGCAAGCUUAAUUAGGAUUAUAUAUAUAAAUUUGUAAACCACUGAUAGGGUUUAGGUUCCAUUCAAUUCCAUCGCAGUAGAAGAGAAGAAAAUGGAAGGGAAGAGAAGCGUGCGUAUGUGCUGUUUAUGCAAUGAGAGAAGAGCUUCUCUUAACAGACCUAAAACUCUUGAACAGAUUUGCAGAGAAUGCUUCUAUCUUGCCUUCGAAGACGAGAUUCAUCAAAUCAUCGUCUCCAACCGCCUCUUCAUCCGUGGCGACCGCGUCGCUAUUGGCGCUUCCGGCGGUAAAGACUCCACCGUCCUCGCCUACGUUUUAUCGAAACUCAACCGCAUCCACGAUUACGGCCUCCAUCUCUUCCUCCUCUCCGUCGACGAGGGCAUCACCGGCUACCGCGACGAUUCUCUCGAAACAGUUCACAGAAACCAGAUUCAGUAUGGUUUGCCUCUGAAAGUUGUAUCCUACAAGGAUUUGUACGGAUGGACCAUGGACGAAAUCGUGAAACUGAUCGGUCUGAAGAAUAACUGCACCUUCUGUGGCGUGUUCCGUAGACAGGCGCUGGAUCGAGGCGCAGCAUUCCUUAAAGCAGAUAAACUUGUGACAGGACACAACGCUGACGAUAUAGCUGAGACAGUUCUGUUGAACAUAUUGAGAGGAGAUAUAGCUAGAUUGAGUAGAUGCAGUUCAAUAAUAACAGGUGAAGAUGGACCAAUCCCUAGAUGCAAACCUUUUAAGUAUACUUACGAAAAGGAGAUUGUUAUGUAUGCUUAUUUCAAAAAGCUUGAUUACUUUUCUACUGAAUGCAUUUAUUCUCCAAAUGCAUAUCGUGGUUUUGCUCGCGAGUUCAUCAAGGAUUUGGAGAGAAUCAGACCCAGGGCCAUUCUCGACAUCAUCAAAUCCGGUGAGAAUUUUAGGAUUUCUACCACUACUAAAAUGCCAGAGCAGGGAACCUGUGAACGCUGUGGUUAUAUUUCUAGUCAGAAAUGGUGUAAAGCUUGUGUUCUGCUUGAUGGACUGAAUCGAGGUUUGCCUAAACUGGGAAUUGGACGGAGUCGGGUUGCUAUUGGUUGCAAAGAAGAAAAUGAAAGCCAUGGAGGAAAGAGCAUCGAAAGCAAACAGUGUGGAUCUUUAGACUUCUGAUUUUCUAUGUAAGCAUCAUAUAAAUCGGUGGGUUCUAUGUACUAUUCAUAAUCAAAGGUAACUGCAGUUAAUAUCUAUCGGUGAAUUUCAUGACAGUUAGUAGAGAUGUAGAUACAUCUGAUGACAAAAAGUAUAAGACAAAUAGACUUUGUAGCACAACUUUGCAUCUCAAGACAUUGAUCAAAACGAUAAGUCUAGAAUAGUUGCAUUAUUUGCAGAUUUUUUUCACAUCUCUAGCUUAAUUUUUGUGAGCAUUGCUUUGUCGUACAGUUAUUUGUAUCCUUGUACUCAGAAUUUGUUGCUACAUCUCAACAAUGUACUUUAGAAUGCAACCUCAAGCAUUGGCUUGGAUAUCCUUGAGCAUGCAACUUGAGUUUUGGUAUUGCAAUCUUGCUUAUGUUCUUCUCUAGCAAUGGCUUUCAUUAAAGAAUGUAUGAAUAAUCCAACAAUGUAUUCUACUCCAUAUUAAUGUCAAUCAGUUUUACAAGCUUGGCUGCA
This is a messenger RNA of Trifolium pratense (red clover), 1999 nucleotides long. RefSeq names its product cytoplasmic tRNA 2-thiolation protein 1-like. Gene Ontology annotation, molecular function: tRNA binding. Gene Ontology annotation, cellular component: cytosolic tRNA wobble base thiouridylase complex; mitochondrion. The record is from RefSeq and is a predicted model, not a curated record. NCBI's taxonomy places the organism in Eukaryota, Viridiplantae, Streptophyta, Magnoliopsida, Fabales, Fabaceae. Gene Ontology annotation, biological process: tRNA wobble position uridine thiolation. Bases 455 to 1501 code for a protein of 348 amino acids. The transcript is spliced from 3 exons.